Malurus melanocephalus (red-backed fairy wren) is the source of this 1916-nucleotide messenger RNA. RefSeq names its product E3 ubiquitin-protein ligase TRIM7-like. The record is from RefSeq and is a predicted model, not a curated record. The transcript is spliced from 8 exons. Gene Ontology annotation, molecular function: protein binding; zinc ion binding. Bases 254 to 1687 code for a protein of 477 amino acids. Lineage: Eukaryota; Metazoa; Chordata; Aves; Passeriformes; Maluridae.
CAGCCCGGAAAAAGGGGAUCUCACCCCCGGAGCUCUCCUUCCCUAUCCUCGCUCCUCACCGGGCGGUGGAUCCCAGUUAAACCAUCGGGACCGGCGCUUUGGGACCACUCUAGGGAGGAUUUUGGCCGUCUCCCCGUCUCCGUCCCCACUCCCGCCGGGCUCCACUCGCCCCCACUCGCGGGGACAGGAAGGCACCGCCUUCUCCAGCCCGCGGRGAAAAUGAAAGCGGCGGCUGCGGCGUCCCCGGAGCCCCAUGGCCGCGCCGAGCGCUCGGGACGAGCUCCUGGGGGACGCCUUCUGCCCCAUCUGCCUGGAAUAUUUCCGGGAGCCCGUGUCCAUCCACUGCGGCCACCACUUCUGCCGCUCGUGCAUCGAGCGCUGCUGGGAAUGGCCCCGGGCGCGGUUCGCGUGCCCGCGGUGCCGGGACACGGCCCCSGAGCGCAGCCUCCGCCCGAGCCGGGAGCUGGCGCGGGUGCUGGAGAUCGCCCGGCGCCUGAGCCGCGGGGAAGCGCUGCGAAUSGRSCAUGAGGAGGAGGAGGAGGAGGAAGGAUGCCAGAGGCACCGGGAGCCCCUGGAGCUUUUCUGCAAGGAGGACGGAGCUCUGCUGUGCGCGAUCUGCCGCGAGUCCCGAGCGCACCGCGCUCACACCGUGCUCCCGGUGCCGCAGGUUGUCCGGGAAUACAAGGGACAAAUCGAGGCUCGGCUGCAAAUCCUGAAGGACGGCAGAGACAAACUCCUGGAGCUCCGGGACACUGAAAUGAGGAAAAACUGGGAAUAUUUGGAGGAGACCGAAGCCGAGCGGCAGCGGAUUCUCUCCCAGUUCCAAGGGCUGCGCCUGUCCCUGGAGGAUCACUGCCGUCACCUCCUGGCUCGGCUGCGGGACCUGGAGAGGGACAUCGAGAAGGUGCAGGAGGAAAACAUGACGAGCCUGACCAAGGAGAUCUCCCGGCUGGACUCCCGCGUCCAGGAGCUGGAGGAGAAAUGCCGGCAGCCGGACAGGACCUUCCUGCAGGACAUCAGCGGCGCUUUCAGCAGGCUCGGAAAGGAAAACCUCCAGCUGCCCUCGUCACCUCUUCCAAAGCUAGAAAAGAAAAUUCAUCAUUUCAGGGAGAAAAAUCUUCUCCUGGAGGAAGAGCUGAGGAGCUUCCAAGACAUCCUGAUGUUUGAGCUGCCGGAGAAAAUGACGGUGACGCUGGACCCCAGCACCGCUCACCCCCAACUUCUCGUGGCGCCCGACGGGAGCAGCGUCAGCUGGGAAAGAGCCCGGGAGCCUCCCUGGGAUGGAAUCUACGGCACCGACCCCUCGGUGCUGGGCCGCGAGGCGGUGACGGGCGGGAGGCGCUGCUGGGACGUGCAGGUGGCACCCGCGGGGUCCUGGGCACUGGGGGUGGCCCGGGAGAGCCCCGAGGACGGCGGGGAGAGCCCCGAGUGGGAGCUGUGGUCCAUGGGGCUGUGCCAGGGCCRGUUCUGGGCUCUCACCUCCCUGGAGCGCAUCCCGCUGUUCCCGGGGCGAGCGCCCAGCCGGGUGCGGGUGGCCCUGGACUACGACAGGGGACAGGUGGCUUUUUUUGAUGCUGACAAGAGGCGGCUGAUCUUCGCCUUCCCGGCGGCCUCGUUCGAGGGGCAGAGCGUGCGCCCCUGGUUCCUGGUGUGGGGUGAGGGCUCCCGGAUCACCCUGUGCCCCUGAGCUUCCCCAAAUCCCCACAUUUAUCGCCCAUUCUCGGCACUUCGGGGAAUUUGCGUCUGCUGAAGUCUCUCCACCGCCCGCGAUGCUGAGCAUCCCUCGGGGUGGCUGUCCCGAGUGGUCACCCCCAAAUCUGGUGGCUGAAAACGGAGCCACGCCUGCCCCACCCCCUCUUGCACCAUCCCCAUCAAUUUUCCCUCCACUCCUCCGGCUUUGGAUGAAAUAAAAAAUA